UGAUCAGCUGUGUCCAAUCACAGCUGAUCGCAUGUAAACAGGGAAAUGCCGGUUAGCGGCAUUUCUCUCCUCACGAGCUGUCACGCUGACAGCUCAUCAUCAGAGCACUGAUGAUCAGUGUGCCCUAAUGAUCUGUGUAGCCCCAGCAGUGCCACCUGUCAGUGUCCAUCAGUGCCAGUUGUCAGUGAUCAUCCAUGCCACCUGCCAGUGCCCAUCAGUGCCACAUUUCAGUGACCAUCAGUGCCACAUCAAUGCCCAUCUGAGCUGCCUUUCAGUGUCACCCAUCAGUGCCACCUAUCAGUGCUGCCAAUCAGUGCCAGUCAGUGCCGCCUAUCAGUGCCAGUCAGUGCCUAUCAGUGUGCAUCAGUGCCACCUAACAGUGCCAGUCAAUGUCGCCUAUCAGUGCCGCCUAUCAGUGUCACAUCAAUGCCACAUAUCAGUGCCCAUCUGAGCUGCCUUUCAGUGUCACCCAUCA
Molecule: messenger RNA, 475 nt
Organism: Staurois parvus
Lineage: Eukaryota; Metazoa; Chordata; Amphibia; Anura; Ranidae
Source: the annotation of a GenBank genome assembly